UCUACAUAUCCUACUAGACAAUACUUCACGAACUUAUCACAUAUUCGAUUUCUAACAUUGUUCUUAAUGUAGCUCAAAGUAGAAAAGACUCUUUCAACACUUGCCAUGUAACCAUAAAAUCAAUUCAAAAUUAAGGGUAGCGUGUACGUAGAAAUAGCGUUUUACUGUUGCAUGAUGUUUAAAAUAGAAUAACAAAUGAGUAGCAACAUAAUUGAAAUAUGUUUGAUAAUAGUAGUGUCCUAGGUUGGAAUAACACGGACUACCACUUAUAUUUUAUUAAUCAUAAGCAAACUAUUAUCGAGGGUAGGAUAAUCAUUUUUUCAAAUGUUAGGGUGUCCCGGAUUACCAAUUAUAUUUUGUAUACACAUACGAAAUUACUACCGGAGGUUGGAUAAUCGUUUCCCCAAAUUUUAGGGGUGUCCCGGGACACCCCUAGAGGCCCAUGUAUCCGCCCCUGCCUAGAAUGCUUAACUUACAUAGCAAUGUUAGUUGUAUAUGAUGAUGUACUGUGGGAUCCCUUAUUAUUUCAGGUAUAGUUGGAUGGACUUAAAUUAUUUUUACACUUGACUAUUUUCAAAUUUAGGAUGGUAGAGUUUUGCACCAGUUUCUCAAAUUUGCCAUGAGUGAAUGUCUAACCAGUGGUUCUGAUUAAAUUGUUGUAGGGGGAUUUGUGUGCUUUAGUAGGAACUCUACCUAAAAUUUGCAAUAGGUUAUGGGUUUAGUAAAAUGUUGGGUGAUAAGGAUAACAAUGAUUGUCAGAAAGGCUAGGGAUUGAUACAUUAGCCGUCUACCACUGUUGGCCUAAAUGUUUCGUAGAGGGCCCUUCCUCCGCUCCCUUCAUCUCUAUCGUCGUUCUCCGUCCUCUCCUUUCAUUGGGAAGCCAGGAUCAAACGGUUGUUUUGCAUGUCAGUGGUUGGAUGACGUCCAAGUGGAUGUCAGUGGGCAAAUUCAGUGUCGAAUAGGGAUUGUGUCGGAGGUAGCUAGAUCCACCCAUAUCCUCCUGCUCUCCAUGUCUGAGAUUCGACGUCGGCGGCUGUAAUGUUCUAACGAAGAAAUUGGGGUGUUAAAGUGCUUCCUCUAGAAAUGCCACUAUCAACUUCUCUCUGUCGAGGUAAUUUCAGCUACAAACCCAAGCUCGAUUCACGCCAGCAAACGAAAUCACCUUCUGCGUUAUGCGUAUAAAAGGCAGUUUAAAUCACACAGACCCACGAAAGCGUUUCAGCGAAAACUCCAUUAGCAGCUUCUCUCUUUCAAGGUAAUUCUCAGCCAUCAACCAGCCAGCUUUUGAUAUUUGUUUCUAUCGGUCUGCCAUUUCGCUUCUUUAUUUUAGCUAUAUGCUUCCCUCCUAUUAUGUUCGUGAAAGGUUUUUGAUUUGUGUCUGAUGAAGCACGAUUGGAAAUCUUAAGAUGAUCAAUUUUAUGCUUUUGUAGCAAUAAGUUAAUCCCUUGAAGAAAUUCUAAUUACUAUUUUAAUUUAAUGCAUAAUUGUUUUAGUUUUGUUUGUAUCUAAUAGUAAACCAAGUUAAUAAUACCAAUAUAAAGAAAUAAUUUUAAGCAAUUUAUGAUACAAUAAAUAGGGCAAAUUCUUUUAAUACGAAACAUGUAUAGGCCGUAGUGAGUUAGGAUAAUCUGAUUAACAAAAAUACAUAUGAACUAAUUGUUAUCAAUGUCACAAUUAUCAAGUAGUGCAAAGAUCACUUUCGAUUAUUAUGAAGUAAUGAAAAAUAAGAUGAAAUCAUCCGACCAACGGGUCGGGUAAAAGCUAGUAUAUAUAGUGGCUACUUCGGUGUACUUACUUUUUUGGGUGCACUCAAUGCAACCAACUCUAAAAGCGUCCAUAAUACAUUAAAUUUUGAACUUUAAUUAGUACUCUCAAUAUAAUAUGAUGAUAUGACAUAGAAUCAUAACAAAUCAAUCCAUUGCCCUAAUCUCUUAACAUUCAAUUUUGAAUCUCAACCCAAAAUCCCAAAUUAUAAACCCUAAUCCUAACCCUAAAUCCCUAAAUCCUAAAUCCUUCGAAUUAAAAUAAAUUUUAAAUGAAAUUUUUUCAAAUUCAUGUGCUUCUUGUUCAUAAUAUCAUAAGCAACAAUUGAUACCAUUUUGACAUGAAUCGCAUGGUCAGAAUGACAAUUAUGAGGCGGGUGCACUGAAUACGGCACCAUAUAUAUACAUAUAUGGUUCAGCCUAGCGUACGACAGGUGUACACUAUACGCUUGUGUUCACACUCAAAAAUUAAUUAUUAAUUAUAAUUACAUUAAUUAUUUUAAAAUGACAAAUACAAUCGCAUCAAUUAAUUUAUCUUUCUAUAUGAUGUAUUCCCAAAGCAUAUAGAAAAAAAAAUUAUAAUCACAUCCAUUUAAUCAAAACGCCACUUAUUUCAUAUAAAAAACAUAGCCCACUUAUUUGUGUUUGCCAUAAGUACGACCCAAAAUCAGGAACCCAUUAAAACCAAAGCACACCACAGUCUUCCAUGUGGCUGUGUUCCGAUCUAAACCUCCCCUGCAUAUUUGUUCUGCAAGGAAAAGAGCGGUGACACAAAUUAACAGUUCAAACACAGCACACAAAACCAGAAAAUUAAAAAAUUAAACCAAUUCACUCUUACUAGAUUUUAGAACUGCAGAAGUCGCUUCAUGAUUCAAUUGGAUAUCCUUAUCCUUUACACCUCUUAGUCAAACUCCGCUGCAGAUUUUGAUACAAAACAGAGCACGCACGCAACAACAAAAUAAUUGGAAAUUGAAAUGCAUAAUACGAACGAGACACACAAUAUUUUAACACCGUUGAGAAAUUUAACCUCAACGCUAACUAUUCCAUGGUUCAAAGUUCGGAAUUAUUAAUCAACUCGUCGAUGAGGGCCUCUUCUGCUUGCUUUCCUUCGGUUCUGUUGCUGGGCAUAAUAAUCUCUUCUUGCCUUGUUAUUUACCCAUCUGAAUUAUAACUGUUGCAGACCUCUAUCAUUUUUCUGCAAUGCCCAUGAAGAUUUUAUUUGGAGAUGUGCAAUUAUACAUAUGCAAUUAUUCAACUGUUCCAAGGAUUUCAAACAAGCAAGACCCUCAAUCUCCCACAUAUUUGGAGCAUCAGUGACGGAUAACAAUUUUAAUUGCUUCAACGAUACCAUCCUUGGAACAAUUGCAUCUGUAUAAUUGCUCAUGCAUCUUUGGAAAGACUGGCUGCGGAUGAGCUAUCAGGUUUGAAGAAAUUGAGGAAGGUAGGUUAAAGGUUUCUCGCGGCAACCAGAGUGAUGGCAUUCAAAGGGGACGCUAAGGUUUAUUCCGUUGUGCGACAUUCUUGAGGAAGGCAAAGGAAUUGAGAAGGAGGAUUUAACAAGGGUAAAAAAGAUUAGGAGUUAGUGGGUAAUGGAGGUUGAAGGAGAUUGAAAAAGAUAAAGGAUAAUUAGCAGGUACGAUGGGUGGGAUGGGGGUAAAAGUAAUUUGAGUGUUUAAACUCCAGAUUGGGAGAAUUAGUUACAUACUAUACAAUGAUUAUUUAGAUGAAUGAUUUUUUUUUUGGUUGAAAUUGAUGAAUGAUUUUUUUUUUAGAUGAAUGAUUUUUGCAUAGGAUAAAAAAUAUUGAGUGACUAAAAUGUACAAAAAAUUAAUUAAUGGGCGCAAUUGAAAUUAUAAUCACCAUUUAUAAUUAUUUAUUUAUAAUUAAAAAUGUAAUUACAAGUGUGAACACAGGCAUACAGUGUACGCCUGACGUACGCUAGCCUUUGCUAUAUAUAUAUACAUAUGGUGCCUUCUACCAUACCCCGGGUGGAAUGCGGGGUACCGCAUAUCUUGAUUAUGAAAACGCUAUCUAGACCUCGAAUUAGCAGGAUUUUUGGGCAUGAUACUAUACUCUAACCCUUAAUGAGUGAACCAUAGGUUCUAAUUAUCUAAAUCAUAAACUAUAAACCCUAAGAUUGUGCAUUGAUAUUUUUGUCUAUAUUUGGAUGAAUCAUAACCGUCGAUUAUUGUUUCUAAUUAAAUUGAUCUUGGGGUAUAAGGUUUAGAGAAUUAAGACCUAGAUUUUGA
Linum trigynum is the source of this 4012-nucleotide messenger RNA. NCBI's taxonomy places the organism in Eukaryota, Viridiplantae, Streptophyta, Magnoliopsida, Malpighiales, Linaceae. The record is from the annotation of a GenBank genome assembly.